This is a messenger RNA of Parascedosporium putredinis, 1989 nucleotides long. NCBI's taxonomy places the organism in Eukaryota, Fungi, Ascomycota, Sordariomycetes, Microascales, Microascaceae. The record is from the annotation of a GenBank genome assembly.
AUGUCCCCGUCGGAUAGCUUCACGAUUGAUGUGCCCGCGGGCGCCCUCAGCUCUGUCACAAAUGGCGCUGUAAACUCAAUCAAGUCGCCCACCGCCAUCAAAACCCAGAGGGCCGCGAGCUUCAGCCGGGAAGGUAUUCUCGGUGCCGCGCAGAAAGCUCGCAACCUCUCUCAACCAAACGAUACCCGGUCCGAUAGUUUGCUUGGGGGAAACCACAAGGGCCAACAGUCCGACGAUGGAUCAAGCUCUAACCCUCUCAAGAGGCGCAAUCCAGACUCUACCCCAGACUAUCCGAGAAGGAGGGCUACUAUUGCCUGCGAGGUGUGCCGGUCGCGAAAGUCUCGUUGUGAUGGAACGAAGCCCAAGUGCAAGCUUUGCACCGAACUCGGCGCCGAGUGUAUCUAUCGAGAGCCCGGAAUCAAGCUCGAUGCUGGCGAUAAACUAAUCCUAGAGCGCCUCAGUCGGAUCGAGAAUUUGCUGCAGAUGAACAUGGUCAGCAACCAGGGGAACGGAGGUAUCAACAUCUCGCAUGAUUCGCCCUCGAUGAGCAAUGGUACGGCUUUGAGCGGCGGCGAGAACCUUAUGGUCGGUAGCGCGGCGAACAACUUUGUAUCCAUCAUUCCCAACGGUGGACUUGGAACAUGGACGAGCCCCACCAACAUCUCUACGAUGCCAAAGGUGCAUACAAACGCCGCCCUUCACCUUCUUCAGUGGCCUUUGAUUCGCGAUCUGGUCUCCCGGCCUUACGACCCCCAAAUUCUCCUACAGCUUGAAAUGGCGCGAGAACCACUUCAUUCGCUCACGAAGACGCCCUGCGUCGACUUGUCAAAUACUCAGGCCUACAUUGAAGCGUAUUUUGAGCGGGUGAACGUCUGGUACGCCUGCGUGAACCCCUUCACGUGGAGGAGCCAUUACAGAACCGCCCUCUCAAACGGUUUCAGAGAGGGCCCGGAGAGUUGCAUUGUUCUCUUGGUGCUAGCGCUCGGCCAGGCAAGCUUGCGGGGCAGCAUCUCGCGCAUCGUUCCCCAAGAGGACCCUCCCGGCCUCCAGUAUUUCACCGCUGCUUGGGCUCUGCUCCCCGGUAUGAUGACUUCAAACCACGUUCUCGCCGCCCAAUGUCAUCUCUUAGCGGCUGCCUACCUCUUCUACCUGUUGCUCCUCAUGUCCCCCAACCGUGUGCCUCCGCAGCAGCGUGAGCUAACGGAGCGCAUUUACUGGAACGCCCUGCUCUUUGAAAGCGACCUCCUGGCCGAACUCGACCUUCCCCACUCUGGCGUCGUGCAGUUUGAAGAGAACGUUGGUUUGCCUGGAGGCUUCGAGGGAGAGGAUAGCCAGGAAGCGGUCGGCCGCGAUGACCUUUGGUAUUUCCUGGCCGAAAUCGCCCUCCGACGGCUUUUGAACCGCGUCAGCCAGCUCAUCUAUUCCAAGGAUUCCAUGGCCUCGACGACGAGUCUGGAACCGGUCGUCGCUGAGCUGGACUACCAACUGACCCAGUGGUAUGAAUCGCUACCCAUGCCUUUGCAGUUCCCGUUUGCCCGCACUAUGCUCGUGGACCCGGUACAGACGGUGUUGCGAUUCAGAUUCUUCGCCUGCCGAACCAUCAUUUACCGACCAUACAUCUUGGCGGUCCUCGAUAACGAAAACGCCGUUUUGGAUCCUUCGGUGCGGGAGAGCUGUCACAAAUGCCUCGAAGCGGCAAUCCGGCAGUUAGAGCAUAUCCAGGCACAUCACGCCGGCCACAUGCCCUAUCUUUGGCAGGGAGCUUUGUCGAUUGUUUCGCAGACACUGCUUGUCAUGGGUGCUACUAUGUCACCGUCCCUCAUGAGCAUUCUCCUCACGCUCGUCCACAGUCGUGAGACGAUUGAUCACAUCAUCAACGAGGUGGUUAUGGAAAUUGAACGAUAUUCGAUGCUGGCGCCUAGCCUUAGUCUGGCGGCUGAGAUUAUCAAAGAGGCCGAGGUUCGAAGGCGCGCUUUCCUCAAUGCCUAA